Molecule: messenger RNA, 1200 nt
Organism: Penicillium brasilianum
Lineage: Eukaryota; Fungi; Ascomycota; Eurotiomycetes; Eurotiales; Aspergillaceae
Source: the annotation of a GenBank genome assembly
AUGGCUGUGGAUUUGAUCAACAGGAUUCAAACAGCGACCAAGCAACUACUCGACAAGGUCUCGCCACGAGAUGCGACAUUUGAAAAUGUCGUCUUGUCGAUGGCCAACACCGAUAAUGAUGUCAAGAGCAAAGUCCAAUUUCUGGCAUUCUUCCAGGCUGUUUCGCCCUCAUUGGAAUUACGCCAAGAAUCCUCGGUCGCUGUGAGUAUGGUCGACACAGCAUACUUGGAGCUUUUUCAGGACGAAAAUUUGUUUGCAUUGGUAGAUGCUGUGUAUGAGAACUGUGAUGCGAGUCAAAUGGAAAUUGAAGACCGAAAGUUUCUCUCAAAAAUUCAUUCGACCUUCAUUGACAAUGGUCUUGGGCUAAAGGGGGAGCACAAAAAGCGGUCUGGCGAGAUUUCUAAGCGACUUGUCGAGCUUCGAGUUGCUUUCACAGGCAAUCUCAGCUUGGAUCCUGGGUAUAUGUGGAAGGACGAAGAGGAUUUAGAGGGGCUUGGUGCCGACAGGAUACAAGCACUUCCUCUGUGUCCCUCAACCGGCCAUAGGGGCGUACCUCUAAAAAAGACCUUCGUGAAUGCAGUCCUCUCCAGCUGUGUUCGGUCUGAAACCCGAAAAGAGGCUUUUCUUCAAAGCCAAGAAAUAUUUCCCGAGAAUAUCAAGAUCUUUAAAGAGAUUGUUACUCUUCGAGAUGAAAGAGCUCGUUUGCUUGGUUUCGAGUCAUAUGCGCAUCAACAAGCCCGGUCUAAAUUGCUGAAAUCUCCCCGGGAAGUUGAAUAUAUGCUAGAAGAACUUUCAAUGCAUUUACUGCCUAUUUCCCAGGCCGAGCUGGAGGCAUUGCAGCACGCUAAAGAUCCACCCGGGAGCCCCUUCUAUCUUUGGGAUUUUGACUAUUAUCACAACAAGAUGUUGCGAGACAAUUACCAGGUAGAUCAUGAUCUGAUUGCGGAGUAUUUUCCUGCCAAAAUCACGAUUCAACAUAUGCUCGGUAUCUUCGAAUCAAUCUUCGGCUUGGAGAUUCAAAAUUUGGAGUGCACUCAAGGUGACGAUAUCUGGCACCCAGAGGUGAAAGUCUGCAGUGUACACGACAGAGAUUCAUCUACCUUUUUUGGCUAUCUAUAUCUAGAUAUAUAUCCUCGUGACGGGAAAUUCAACCACGCGGCAAACUUUAACAUAUUCCCUGUAUGUGGGGUCCUCGCGUGA